UUCAAACAGUAAACGGCUUUAAUCUCUUCGAGUUCGUCACUAACGGAUGAUAUCUUGAAUAGAGAAGACCAAAUAAUAUAAGAUACAAGUUCACUGUCUUAAUUUCAUCUCGUGAAAGGAGACUUGACAUGACUAUUUUAAAAUUUUUAAUCAACAUUGGCCUAAUAUUUACUGCUACAGCGAUUCUCUAUGAUAAAGAUUUACGCAAUGAUUCGGCGAUUAAUUAUCGUUUACCAGACAAUGUAGUUCCGGUUCACUACAAUAUUAAGCUAAUACUACAUAUUUUGGAAGGUAAUUUUACAAUAUUUGGAAGGUAUUUUUUUGAAGGAGAAACUAAUGUUGACAUCAUAAUUUGCAAUGUAACGCAAAACUUGCAUUUACACGUAUUGGACUUGACAAUAAAUGAAACGGAGACAUCGUUGUUUGAUAACAAUGGUAUUAGCUAUACACCGGCAACGUAUAAUUAUAACAAUCUAACGCAAAUCUUAGUUCUUAAUUUCAACGAUGAACUAUCACCUGGAAAUUACACAUUGAAAAUGCGGUAUGUUGGUAUCAUACAUAAAGAUUUUGAAGGCUUUUUUAUAUCACCUUAUUUCAAUGAGGAGGGAAAUCUUGUGUGGUUCGCCGCAACGCAUUUUGAACCGACUUUUGCGCGACGAGCAUUCCCAUGUUGGGACGAGCCGGCAUUAAAAGCUACUUUCGAUAUCUCCAUAAAACAUCAUCGAAAUUACACGGCUUUAUCAAAUAUGCCAAUAAGGGAACAAUUAGACGAUGGCAACAAAGACGGCAUGAUAUGGACGCAUUUUGAUACGACUCCCAUCAUGUCUACUUAUCUCGUAGCAUUUGUAGUGACCGAUUACGUUCGCGUUCCUACUGAAGAUGAGACCAUUAAUAUAUGGUGCAGACCGAAAUUGGUGCCGCACACAAAAUUUGCACGAGAAAUUAUUCGAAAAACUAAAAGGCUAUUGACAGAAUAUACCAACAGCACCUAUAAAAUUUCAAAAAUGGAUCUCGUAGCACUCCCGCAGUUCACAUUAAAUGCCAAAAUUGAAAAAUUGGGAGUGCAAAAUUGGGGACUUAUUAUUAUUGUUGAAAAAAGACUUGAAUACAAUGAAAGUUUUAAUACAAUAUCUGAUAAAUUAAAUGUAGCGAUGCGAAUUGUACAUUUAAUGGCGCAUCAAUGGCUUAGUAAUGUAGUCACUCCAUUAUGGUGGUCUCAGAUAUGGUUAAGUGAGGGAUUUGCGUCGUUUUUCGAAAUAUAUAUUCUAAAUAAGAUUUUUGAGGAGUGGCAAAUAAUUGAAUACUUUGUUGUUAAUAUGCAGCAAGAAAUUCUUCAUUAUGAUAUAAAUAAAAAUCCAAUUACAUUAGAAGUCAAUAAACCCAAUGAAAUUGAAUCACGUUUCAUUGACUCUAGGCAUGCCAAAGCACCCGCUAUACUGCGCAUGUUACAACAUAUAAUUACCAAUGAGGUUUUUCGAAAUGGUCUUAUUAAAUAUUUACACACGCAUCAGUUCAAUUCGGCUACUUCUGACGACUUAUGGAACGCUUUACAAGCAGUGCUAGAUAAAUCAAAUGUCCCGCAUAAUGCUUAUAGAUUGAAAGAAGUAAUGGAUACUUGGAUAAAACAAUCAAAUUUCCCUGUAGUAUAUGUGACCCGAAAGAAAGAUACCAAUGAGAUAAUACUAACGCAAGAACAUUUUGUUCCGAAAAAUAAAAAUAAGAACGUUAAUGAUAAUAAAUGGUGGAUACCUUUGACUUUUGCUACGCAAACAAAUCCUGAUUUUUCUAAUACUUUUCCCACUUAUUGGCUAAAACCGCAUGAUCAAUAUAUAACGAUUGAUGGAAUUAAUCAAAAUGAUUGGAUUAUUGUCAAUUUACAACAAAUGGGAUACUAUCGUGUUAAUUACGAUUCUUCCAUUUGGCAAAAAAUUGUGAAUUAUUUCAAAUAUGACGAUUAUACGAGAAUUCAUCCACUUAAUCGUGCUCAAAUCAUCGAUGACGCUUAUCAUUUUAUGAUGAGAAAUAAACGUGAUAUCAUAAUGUUUUUGAAACUUAUUGGCUAUCUAUCGCAGGAAAUAGAUUGUAUACCAUGGUAUUCUAUGUUUAAAAUAUUAGGAUUUACAGAAAAUAUUUACAAAGUUCCAGAAAAUGAACAUCUCAAAUCAUACAUACUUAAAAUUUUGGAUGGACUUAUUAAGUACAUAGGAUACGAAGAAGAUCCUUUUGAUGAUGAACUUACGAAACUUCAAAGAACCGAAGCUUUAAAAUGGGCAUGUACUUUCGGUCAUUCCGAAUGCAAGAGAAUGGCCACUAUUAAACUGAAUGAAUAUCUUGCAGAUCCUAAAACAUACAAAGUUUCGCCAAAUUUAAAAGAAUGGACGUAUUGUAAUGGCUUGAUGGAAGCAAACGCUUAUACUUGGAAUAAGUUAUACGAUAUAUAUGUAAACAAAUCAGAUGAAAACGCUUUGACGUACUUGAUUUGUUCUGAAAAUCCUGAUAUUAUAAUUAAUUUUUUGGACAUAUCUACACUGAAAAAUCAAUAUUUAAUAUCUAAAUUAGGUUUUCAAUAUUCUGAAAUUUUUGAUUCUAUUAUCAUUGAACAUGCUAAGAAUAAUGUAAUAAUCGAUUACAUAUUAACAAAUUUAAAAAAAAUAAUGCCAAGAUUCUACAGUACAAAAUGGGCAUUAGGGGGUUUAAUUAACAAUGUGUAUUCUAGAGGAACACUUGAUGAGAUAAGCGAAUUUGUAAGAAAUAACUUUGAAGAAGAGAUAUUUAUAUAUGUUCGAGACGAGAUAGUAGUACGCAAGAAACUAUUGGAUGCACUUGCCUCAUUUCAACCAUCUAAUAUAAAAGAAAAAUUAAAAUUAUAAAACAAUUAUAAUUAAUUGUAACAAUUGUAC
This is a messenger RNA of Camponotus floridanus (Florida carpenter ant), 2900 nucleotides long. RefSeq names its product thyrotropin-releasing hormone-degrading ectoenzyme. Lineage: Eukaryota; Metazoa; Arthropoda; Insecta; Hymenoptera; Formicidae. Gene Ontology annotation, biological process: proteolysis; peptide catabolic process. Gene Ontology annotation, cellular component: cytoplasm. The transcript has 12 exons. The record is from RefSeq and is a predicted model, not a curated record. Gene Ontology annotation, molecular function: metalloaminopeptidase activity; peptide binding; zinc ion binding. The coding region runs from base 129 to 2870 and encodes 913 amino acids.